Molecule: messenger RNA, 464 nt
Organism: Capsella rubella
Lineage: Eukaryota; Viridiplantae; Streptophyta; Magnoliopsida; Brassicales; Brassicaceae
Product: major pollen allergen Ole e 10
Exons: 1
Coding region: 60-395 (111 amino acids)
Source: RefSeq, a predicted model, not a curated record
AUCAUAUUAUAUAUAUUGAAAUAUCAUUUGAGUUUAUCAUUUUACAAACAAACACCACAAUGUUUUCCCAAUUCACGUUACUCUUACUUCUACCUCUCGUCGUAAUCCAUCCCCUUCAUGUCUCGGCAAAGACAUGGUGUGUGGCAUCUGCAUCGGCGACAGAUGCACAACUACAAGCUAACAUUGAUUGGGCAUGCAACACUGAAAAAGUUGAUUGUGUAAAAAUAAACCCUGGUGGAGUUUGCUAUGAACCAAAUACUCUUACUAGUCAUGCAUCAUUUGUGAUGAAUGAGUAUUAUCGCUUGCAUGGGGAGACUGAAGAGGCUUGUGAUUUUAAUCAUAGUGGUCAAAUCAUUUAUGCUAAUCCAACUUAUCGUCGUUGUAGAUAUUCAUAGAAAUAAUAAAUGGUGACUGCAAAGUAUUAGGAAUAAUACAAUUAUGCUGAAUCAAAGUAUUCUUGAACA